CUCGGUCCAAAGUCAACAAACAGCCAGAGUUUAAGAUGAAGGACUCUAUCAGCGCCUGCUCUUAUAAGCAACUCUAUGAAAAUGUGAAGCGCGUGUCAAAAGGCGGGGAGUGCUUCUGCAAGGAACUGAUGACUGUUUUGCAGCAAAGGGCUGAGCUGGAACACAUUUAUGCUAAAGGGCUGCAAAAACUGGCUGGAAAACUCAUGAGGGCUUCCAAAGGCAUGAGCAGCAACUCCAUAUUCAGCGCCUGGUGUCACGUGUCAGAUGAGAUGUACUCACGAGCGGAUGCCCACAGGUCGUUGGGGAAUGCGUUUCAGCAGGAGGCCAUUCUGGAACUACGUCAGGUCUUAGACGAGCAUAACAAGAGAAAGAGGCCUCUGGACAACGCCAUUGAGAGGACAGGAAAACUUGUUAUGGCCAACUGGAGCGAGCAACUCAAGACAAAGAAGAAACUUGUUGGAUUAACGAGGGAGCACGAGGCUUUGUUCAACUUUGUAGAGAACAAUAAACAAAUAUGUACAGAGAAAGAAAAGCAAAAGAUGCUGAAUAGGCUGACCAAGUCGGCAGAGCUACAGACUCGCGUGGACGAGGAGUAUUUUCAUACCAACAUGGAGGGCCAUCAGAUGAGACUGAAGUGGGAAAACACACUCAAAAACUGCUACCAGAUCUUACAGGAGCUGGAGAAACAGCGAAUCGAAGUUCUUUGCAACGUUGUGACCCGAUACAACCUGCACAUGUCCAGUUUUGGGCAGACCCUCAAACAUGGACAAAAGCAGAUAGAACUGCUGGUCCAGAGGGUGGACAUGGAUAAAGACAUACAAACGCUGCUGAAGGAGAACAACAUCACAACAGCAGACAACAAAGCUGAAUUUCUGAUGACUGAUUAUUAUGAGGAAGACAGCAAAUCACUGAUGGCCAAAGAACGAAGAAUAGAAGCCGUUCAAGUCAAACUCCAUCGCCUCGAGGAAAGUAUAUCAAAAGCAAAGAAAGACUGUGAAGGCAUUGAAAAGCUGAUGAAAAUCUAUGCUGAAAACCCUUCCUUUUCCAACCAAAGAAACAUAGAGGAGACAGAGCAGCAGCUUGACGAGAGCAGUCUGAAGCUGGAUCUACUGGAGGCCACUCACUAUAAACUCUCUUUAUCUCUGUGUGAACUGGAAGGGAAACCCAAGCCCUUCCACCGAUUUAGUGACAGCAUUGUCAAGUGGAAAGAUAAGGACUGUGAGCACAGUGUGGUGCAGCUGACUCGGCCGGUCAAACUAAGGAAGACUCCCUUCAGAACAAGACACUCGCUGAGAGCGUCCAUCAUCUACAAGGGACCCGUUCAAACUACCACGUGUCCGCCAGCUGAGCCUUUGCCCAGUGGCCAGCUCUCCUGUGCCGUGCUGGCACAGGGAUCAGAGGACGUUGUUGGGACUCCAACACAUGUGCAUGACGACAAAGAACAUGGUCAGAGAGCGCCAGACGUUUGCCGUGUUGGCCAAUGCAAGGCUUUAUAUAGCUUCACACCUACACACCAUGAUGAAUUAACUCUGAAAGAAGGUAUGAGGAAAAUGUAAAACAAGGAAGACAGCCAAAUGAAACUAAAACAUACUGUGUGUUUCACAGGGGAUCUACUGGACAUUUACACAAAGGAAGAGAAUGGCUGGUGGUUUGGGGCACUUAAUGGCCAGACAGGUCAUUUCCCAUCCACAUAUGUUGAGGAGCUGCCUGCGCUCAGCUGUGUCAAAUAAUCAGAAGCCUGA
Molecule: messenger RNA, 1742 nt
Organism: Dunckerocampus dactyliophorus (ringed pipefish)
Lineage: Eukaryota; Metazoa; Chordata; Actinopteri; Syngnathiformes; Syngnathidae
Gene: nostrin
Product: nitric oxide synthase trafficking
Biological process (GO): signal transduction
Cellular component (GO): cytoplasm; plasma membrane
Molecular function (GO): protein binding
Source: RefSeq, a predicted model, not a curated record